GACAGUCUCAAUUAGUAGGUACCUAGGUACCUACCUAUUUUUCAGUUUUUGUGAUUCUGACGAGAAGAAUCUUAAAAACUAAAAUACUAUGCAUUUGCAACAUGAUUUGCAUUUGUUUAUAGUGAUAAAUAAUUGCUAAAUAAUCUACUGAUCUCCGGUUUAUUUGUUUUUUGUUCGGCGUCCUACUGAAUAUGCUCGUCAGCUAGCAUUGUAUCAAUGUGAUCUUUGUUGAUGUGAUUGUUAGUCCAUGGUUAGAUCAUAUCAAAAUGUUUGGAAGACCCAGAUGUAGAGAGUGGACGCCUCUGUCUACUCAGCAACUCCGUUUGAGAAGUCUAGUGCAGAUUGUUGGCUACAACAUCCGACCCCCAGAAUGGUGCAGUUCACAGUGCAGUUUCUACCUGACCCUCCACCACACCACCAUGUCUGCCCCAUUCUACACCAGCGAGAGGAUAUCUUCACCACAUCCCAAAUGGAAGGAGAUUGACUCAGAAUUAACACAACGCAUGUCUUCAACGAACGUGGUUGUAAGGGUAUGGUGUCACAUGCCGCACGUGUCACAAGUCGACAGUGAAAAACGCCAAGACACAAUCAUACAGACAUGGGGAGUAUACUUCAGCGGACUACGGUACAUAGGGGCCAAUCUAGCUUUAAACUUCACGUCGGAUUGCUUUAAAAGUAACACACUAGUAUUCCAAAUGCACGGAGGAUACUUUUGCUCUUACAAAAGUCUGAAAUUAGACAUAAUCCCACCCGAAAACGAAUUGGAACAUGGUUCUAUGUCGUCUAGUUCCUCAGGUAGAACCAACCUUUCCAGAAUAACUCUAGAACCUAAAUUCAUACAGCAUAAUAAAGUUAAAGAGGCGAGAUCGAUAUCCCCUAGCAAAUUUUCUAAGAGAAUCGAUAAGGAAUACUCGAAAAGUAACAGUCCUGUUGAAAGAGGUAUUAAACAGAAUUUUGCUACGCUUAAAUCUUCGAAUAGUCUCAAUAUAGCUCAUAGUAGAAAAGAUGAAAGUAAAAAUGACCCUAGCUACAUUUACGAACAUUCGCCGGACAAUUUAGAUGUUAAAGAGUUUUCGACGAGCACUUUAAACUGCUUUGGUAUGUCUAAAACGUCCUCGUUGGAAGAUUUGGAGGAGAACAACAUAGAUUUGAGCGAGACAGCGGAAAAUUACGAUUUAAGGAACGAAUCGGAAGUGCCUAAGUUUAGGUAUAUGUCGUUGAAUUUUCUUAAGUCCGAAAUAAGGCCUAGUUACACUGCGAGCAAAUUGCAGAAGCUCCAUCUACUUCAAUACUCGAUAAAGAAACGACAAGACGCUGUUCAGGAGAUAAAAGAACGAAUAUAUACUAAAUCCGCCUUAGCCAAUCAAUUGCCUCUAAACGAAGAAUUAAAUGUCAAAUCCAAGUUUAAAAGUAAAUCGCAGAAAAGUUUGUUUUCGCCGGAAGAGGGCGAUAGUGAGACCAACGAGAAAACAUCGUCGCAAAAUGAUUUGAGUCUGAAGAAUGGUAAGAUUAAGGACGAAAGACCGACUGUGUCGAAUGGACCUCGGCUGGCGUUGAAACUGAACGAUCUCCUGUCUUUUAAGUCUAAACCAUCGCCAUUUCAAAGAUCCGAACACGUGAGGCUGACGAAACAACUAGAAAUACUGCGCUUCAAACGUAUAAUACUCUCAGACGAAAGAGACGGCAAGCUUGUUAAUAUUAGGCGGCUGAAAGAGAGGCAUGCUAAACUGUCCGAGGAAAACCAGGAUGUCGGGGUAGAACUAAUGGAGAACUACCACACACUAUCGAGACGUAACGAGAACAUGAAGGAAACUAGGACUUCAUGCGCGGCCAUGAGGGAGUUGGCCGCGCGGUCGCAUUCAGCGCUCCUGGCCCAAAGACAGGAGAUGUUGAUGCAACUGCAUCAGAUAUUCUAUAUAGAACAGAAAGAGCCAUCACUGUGGACGAUAUGUGGCGUUCGCCUGCCGAUAUGCGGUGACGAAUCACUGCGUCACACUUCUACAGUCAGCGACUCAGUGGCUGCAGGCCUCGCCGCGCAGGCGACUGUACUCGCGGCUACCGUGUUAAACCAACCGUUGAGAUACAAGAUCACUUUGUUGGGCUCUUCGAGUAAAAUAUUGGACGUAACACCCGAUUUGCCGGACCCUGACAUCCCCCUAUUCGCCCGUAGUGGAGACACGACAUUGUUCCAUUACGCGAUGUUUCUGCUGAACAAAUGCAUAGCCCAACUGUUGUGGGGGCGGGGUGUAGCUGUGACCGACAUGAGGCCCACCCUCGCCAAUCUCCAGCGGCUUCUGACCAUGCCCAGCAAUGUGGCGGACACUUCAAAGUUGUUCGGCACAUACAAAUGGCUGAUCGACAACCAAUGCCCAAGGACACAGUCGUUGAGAAGUUUGGUCGCUUCAGAGAAAAAGUAUAGGCAGUUCAACAGAUUCAAGGAUUCAGUGGACGGACAGUCACCCCAGUCUGCUAUGAACUUGAAAAGACACCGCCAUUCUCGUAGCGUUGGAAGCUACCAAGACGAUCAGGAAUUAUCGUCUUUGAACGCAUCAACAACAUCUAUAAUGGGCAGUGAAUCAAACAUCUAUAACAUGAAAAUGACUGAGCCUAGCACAUCGGAACUUCAGCUCAAAACUAACUCCGAUUCAGAGAUACAAAAAAUACUCGGCGAAGAAAAAGUCAUAUUUACUCUAGGCGACGAUACUAAACUUACUAAUUUGAAUUCACAAACUUUAGUCAGAAUUUCAACUAAUAACGAAGACGAAUGUAUAGACGAAAACGUAAAAAGGAUAUGUUCUGAAAUAGAAACGUUUUGUUCGACUGUAGAUGAUGAGAAACACAAAGAAAUACACGAAGGUUUCGAUGUAGCUAAACACAUGGAAGCAAUGAGCGACAAUGUAGCUCAGUAUAUGGAUAAGACUGGUUUCAAAAAUUGUGAUGUGUGUCCAGAAAGGGAAUUAUGUGAACUAGCGUGUGCCAAAACGGUUACAGAAGUGAUUGUUAUACCUAGCGCUGAAGCUAGAAUUGAUACUGGACAGAACAGUGCGGUGAAUGAAAGCGGUGAUCGAGUUGCCAGUAGCAUUUGAUUUUGACAAAAUAAGGCCGACCAAUCAACGUAGACAAAGAAAACUAUAGACAUCGUUAUAUCAUUCGUUUCAUACAAGAGAGAGAAACGCGUAUUAGAAAUGUACAAGAAGGACAGAGCGCUAAUAUCUUCUUCUCCUCGAUUUAUCAACGCCUAUCUUGAGGCACUUUGUAUGAGAAUGGAAAUUGUAUUAGUUUUCUUUGUUUUUGAUUUUCAAUCAAGUGUUUGGCGGGUAGGUAAUUGAUUUUUAAAUGGUUUAAUUUUAUUUAUGUUAAGACAUAACACAAUACAUACACUUAUUUUUUGUUGUAUUUACCCAGCUAGAAAAAUAUAAUAUUGUGAUAAAAAUAUGAUUGAGGGAAGGAAUUAUAUCUAAAUAUUAAUUUAAUACCAAAACAACAGUCUCAAAAUUUACUUUAAAUUGUGGCUACUUAGCCGCCAUAAUAAAUUCAAAUGAAGACCGGUACAUACAGUCACAUUAUCAUUUAUCGUAAUGGCGACAAAUUUACAACGAAUUUGGAAACAUUCGCUGUUAUGUUGUGUAUGACAGAGUCCGACACACGCCCUUAUUAUGGCCUCGCCUCGCGCUACCUUCAUAGUUGCAAUUUGACCGUGUCUAUUUGAUGGUAAAGUAGUGCAUUUCAUUUUUAAUAUAUCAAUCGGAUCACUCUGCAAUAAAACUAUUAUAAUUCAUUUUGUUUUGUCUAAAUGUUAUUUUCAUUUUAAUUAAUACUUCAUUUCUGACUAGCUUUAAUUUCGAAUUAAUAAAAUCUCAAUCAAAAAAUUGUAUGACAUUGUUUCAUGUAAUUAUAUCAUUACCAAAAUGGCAAAUAUUCUAUGAAAUCAUAAAUUAACUAGAACGAGUUCAAAGAAGCAAUGUUAUCGUAUUUCUACAUAGCUUAUACUUUUUUUUUCCUUACAAUCCUUAAUUUAUUAUUUGAUAUAAAUUAAAAUUUUUUGAACGUAAUAAGCUGGAUCUAACUAAAUUUUUGUUUGUGAGCCAUCAUUACAAUUUAUAUAUAUAAAAUAUAUGUGCUUGAUCAAAUAUAAUGAUUGUAACUUCCUUA
Plodia interpunctella (Indianmeal moth) is the source of this 4152-nucleotide messenger RNA. It is a transcript of the gene Uvrag, whose product is annotated as UV-resistance associated gene. Gene Ontology annotation, cellular component: lytic vacuole; endosome. The record is from RefSeq and is a predicted model, not a curated record. Lineage: Eukaryota; Metazoa; Arthropoda; Insecta; Lepidoptera; Pyralidae. The transcript is spliced from 10 exons. Gene Ontology annotation, molecular function: SNARE binding. Bases 267 to 3086 code for a protein of 939 amino acids. Gene Ontology annotation, biological process: SNARE complex assembly.